Lathyrus oleraceus (garden pea) is the source of this 903-nucleotide messenger RNA. Its product is annotated as B3 domain-containing protein At3g18960. The record is from RefSeq and is a predicted model, not a curated record. The transcript is spliced from 4 exons. Gene Ontology annotation, molecular function: DNA binding. Lineage: Eukaryota; Viridiplantae; Streptophyta; Magnoliopsida; Fabales; Fabaceae. Bases 1 to 903 code for a protein of 300 amino acids.
AUGUCUUCUCAAGAGGUUGAUCAUUGGAAUAAUGGUGUCCACUUUUUCAAGAUUAUUCUUGAAAGUACCCUCCAAGAAGAAAAACUGAGAGUUCCUAUCAGUUUUGUGAAAGGGUAUUGGAAGGGAAUAGAAAACCCAGUUACCCUAAGGCUACCAAAUAUGAUUCAAAAGAAAGUUUUUUGGGAGAAAAAUAGUGAUUAUGAAGUUUUGUUUUACAAUGGUUGGAAAGAAUUUGCUAAUUAUUUAUCUAUGGGGGAUUCACAACUUUUGGUCUUUCAAUAUCAAGAAAACUCUCUUUUUAAUGUGAUUGUAUUCGGUAAAAACGGAUUAGAAAUAAAAUAUGAUUUACCAGAGAUUAAUGAAGAAUCUAUUGAGAUUGAAGAGACAGAAAAUUCUUUGCAAAUUAUUGGAAGGCCAAAAUCUUCAAAAGUUUUUAAGAGGAAAAUCAAUCCAAAAGAAUCAAAACAUGAGAAGAGAAAAGUCCAAAAGAAUGGAAGAUCCCAUAAUCUUAUAGAUGUGGACAAUGAAGAUCGGAAGGAGAGAAGUAGGGUUUUGUAUGAUAAAGUGAAGAACACAUUUCACUCUAACAAGGACUUCUUUAUAUGCAUGAUUCAAAAGACAUCCAUCGAAAGAGAUCUCUUGGGCAUACCAAGUGAAUUUGGUAAGAAAUUUUUGCAUGGAAUGCAAGGAAGAAAUGUUACUCUUUUUAUUAACCCUAAGAAAACAUGGAUUGUCAAUUUGAAAUUCACUUCAGAUCAUCGAUAUACACUAAAUGGUGGUUGGAGUAAAUUUCGGACUCAUAAUAAUCUGAAAUUUGGCGAUAUAUGUGUUCUUAUGCUUAAUAAAACCAAAGGAAAAAUUUCAUUCAAAGUUACUAUUUUCUCUCUAGAAAAUGAUAUUUGA